UUUAAAAAAAAUAUUGAAGGGGAAAAAGACUAACCAAACCUCAGGCCUCGGGUUUAAAUCGAAGCUGGCGUCUGAAAAAGACGUUUAAAUCGACUUCGAAGCGGAUCGACACUGGAGAUAUGAACACCGGCACCGGGAAUUAUCCGAUGGCUUCUCUCUAUGUUGGGGAUUUGCACACCGACAUCACGGAGGCUAUGCUGUAUGAGAAGUUCAGCCCCGCCGGUCCGGUUCUGUCCAUCCGGGUGUGCCGGGACAUGAUCACUCGCCGGUCCCUCGGUUACGCUUACGUCAACUUCUCCCAACCUGCUGACGCUGAGCGAGCCCUGGACACCAUGAACUUUGACGUGGUCAAAGGGAAGCCAAUCAGAAUCAUGUGGUCCCAAAGAGACCCCUCCCUCAGGAAGUCUGGAGUGGGCAACGUCUUCAUCAAGAACCUGGACAAGUCCAUUGACAAUAAAGCGCUGUACGACACCUUCUCUGCUUUUGGCAACAUCCUGUCCUGCAAGGUUGUGUGCGAUGAAAACGGCUCCAAAGGAUACGCGUUUGUUCACUUUGAGACGCAGGAUGCUGCCGAUCGUGCCAUUGAGAAGAUGAACGGAAUGCUUCUGAAUGACCGCAAGGUGUUUGUGGGUCGUUUCAAAUCUCGCAAAGAACGAGAGGCCGAGCUCGGUGCCAAAGCCAAAGAGUUUACCAAUGUCUACAUCAAGAACUUUGGGGAUGAAGUGGAUGACGAUCGUCUGAAGGAACUAUUUGACAAAUACGGUAAAACACUGAGCGUGAAGGUGAUGACCGACUCCACCGGUAAAUCCAGAGGAUUUGGAUUUGUUAGUUAUGAGAAACAUGAAGAUGCCAACAAGGCUGUCGAAGACAUGAACGGCACCGAACUCAACGGCAAGACUGUGUUUGUGGGCCGAGCUCAGAAGAAGAUGGAGCGGCAGGCGGAGCUGAAAAGAAAGUUUGAGAUGCUGAAGCAGGAACGGAUCAGUCGCUAUCAGGGUGUUAAUCUUUACAUUAAGAACCUGGACGAUACCAUCGAUGAUGAGAAACUGCGUAAGGAGUUCUCUCCAUUUGGGUCCAUUACGAGUGCUAAGGUGAUGCUGGAGGAAGGACGUUCCAAAGGCUUUGGCUUCGUCUGCUUCUCCUCCCCCGAGGAGGCCACCAAAGCUGUGACGGAGAUGAAUGGACGCAUUGUAGGCUCAAAGCCCCUCUACGUGGCUCUAGCUCAGCGCAAAGAGGAGCGCAAAGCACACCUCACCAACCAGUACAUGCAGAGAAUAGCCGGCAUGAGAGCCAUGCCGGCAAACGCCAUCAUCAAUCAGUUCCAGCCCACUAGUGGAUACUUCAUGCCCGCGGUGCCACAGGCACAGAACAGGACGACGUACUAUGCACCCAAUCAGUUGGCCCAAAUGCGACCAAACCCCCGGUGGCAGCAGCAAGGUGGAAGAGGUCAAGGUGGUUUCCAAGGGAUGCCCGGCUCACUGCGUCAGCCAGGGCCGCGUGCCAGUCUGAGACACAUGAGUCCCAGCAGCAGCAUGCAGGGCCCACGAGGGAGCAGCCAGGCCAUGGCUCCUCGACCUUCAGUGGGAGUCCCCGGCACCCGGGCCAUACCUCCUUACAAAUACGCCACAAGUGUCCGGAACCCCAACCCUCAGGUGGUGCAGCCGAUCGCCUUACAGCAGACUCAGCCAGCUGUGCAUGUUCAGGGCCAGGAGCCGCUCACGGCCUCCAUGUUGGCAGCUGCACCUCCUCAAGAGCAAAAGCAGAUGUUAGGUGAGCGGCUCUUCCCGCUGAUUCAGGCCAUGCACGCCAACCUGGCCGGAAAGAUCACUGGCAUGCUGCUAGAAAUUGACAACUCAGAGCUCUUACACAUGCUGGAGUCUCACGAGUCUCUGCGAUCAAAGGUGGAAGAGGCCGUCGCAGUGCUGCAGGCGCACCAGGCAAAGAAAGAUGCCACUCAGAAGGUGGGCAGCAUGGCUCCACCUGCUGCCACCACAUCUUGAGGACCGUGUGCUUCGUUAGCCAGGGUGUAGAAAAAAAAAUGAGAUGCUACGGAGAGAAAAACGACUUUUGAACAAUUAUGCAAAAACCAAAAUCAAAUCUUAUUUCAAACUAUACUUGAAGACUUUGAGAAAGAUCAUUUUCUAUGCAUUUUUGUCAUAUUUGUAAAGGAAAUACCAAAAUCCAAAGGAGGGUUUUUCUCCUGAUUAAUUUUGUGGAAGAGGACUGUGAACCUCUGACUGCUUGAAAGUUGUGAUUUGAACUGGUGGAUGCGUCCAUCCCAACAUGCUAUCCUGGGUGUGUGCUGUUCUCAAUAAAGUGUUCAUAUAUCCAGA
Messenger RNA from Thalassophryne amazonica, 2333 nucleotides. RefSeq names its product poly(A) binding protein, cytoplasmic 4 (inducible form) (gene pabpc4). The transcript is spliced from 15 exons. Gene Ontology annotation, molecular function: RNA binding. NCBI's taxonomy places the organism in Eukaryota, Metazoa, Chordata, Actinopteri, Batrachoidiformes, Batrachoididae. The record is from RefSeq and is a predicted model, not a curated record. Bases 120 to 2000 code for a protein of 626 amino acids. Gene Ontology annotation, cellular component: ribonucleoprotein complex.